CCCCGCUGUCAGUCUUCCGAAACUGGGCGCUUAUUUUCUGUCCCACCGGAGACAGGAGCGAUUCAGCUUUACAUUACUGAAAGAACACAUUCAAACUGUGAAACAAUGCCUUCUGAUUGACAUCAACAGCAGUAACUGUCCAUCAUGAACAGCGAGGAAGAGUUCUAUGAUGCUGAGACAGGUUUAGAAUCAGACGACUCAUGUGAAGUCAGCUUUAAAGAUGCCUGUGUCUAUGAGAGCAAGCAGACAGUGAAUGGCAAAGUGCCGUCUGAAAAUGGAGUACGGGAGAGGCGAACUACUCUGCCAGUGCCCAUGUUCUCCAGAAAUGACUUUAGUGUAUGGGGCUUCCUGAAGAAAUGCAUUGGAAUGGAGCUGUCCAAGAUAACAAUGCCUAUUGUUUUCAACGAACCGCUGAGCUUCUUGCAGAGGAUUACAGAAUACAUGGAACAUACAUACCUCAUCCAUAAAGCUUGUACACUUUCUGACUCUAUAGAGCGUAUGCAGCUUGUUGCCGCAUUCGCCGUUUCUGCUGUUGCAUCGCAAUGGGACAGAACUGGAAAACCUUUUAACCCUUUAUUAGGAGAGACUUUUGAACUCACACGGGAUGAAGAGGGUUACCACAUGAUCUCAGAACAAGUGAGCCACCAUCCACCAAUCAGCGCCUUCUACUCAGAGUCACUCAAUCAGGACUUCUCGUUUCACGGCUCCAUCUACCCUAAACUAAAAUUCUGGGGGAAGAGUGUGGAGGCAGAGCCUAAAGGCACCAUGACACUUGAGCUCUCCAAGCAUAGAGAAGCUUACACAUGGACGAACCCUAUGUGCUGUGUGCAUAACGUUAUUCUGGGUAAACUGUGGAUUGAGCAGUAUGGGACAGUGGAGAUUGUCAACCACAGCACUGGGGACAAGUGUGUGCUGAAUUUUAAGCCAUGCGGCAUGUUUGGCAAAGAGCUGCAUAGGGUAGAGGGACAUAUCCAGGACAAGAGUAAAAAGAAGCAUCAGGUUAUCUAUGGGAAGUGGACUGAGUGUGUAUAUAGCAUUGAACCAAAAGUCUAUGAAGUCAACAAGAAAGCAGAGAAGAAAAGCGGAGAAGAUUCCAAGAAGCACAAGCAGGAGCAGAGUACAGUGGGUGAUGAUGCAGAUGAAAUGCCAGAUGUCCAGGAAACAGUUACUAUGAUCCCAGGCAGUACGCUGCUAUGGAGAGUAGCCCCUCGACCGCCACACUCGACACAGAUGUAUAACUUUACUAACUUUGCCAUGACGCUUAAUGAGCUGGAGCCUGGCACGAUUGGAGUCAUAGCACCAACAGACUGUCGUUUGCGGCCUGACAUCAGAGCUAUGGAGAAUGGGGAUAUCGAUACUGCAAGUCAAGAGAAGGAGAGAUUGGAAGAGAAGCAGAGAGUUGCCAGAAGAGAGCGUGCUAAAGACGAGGAAGAAUGGUCUACGAGAUGGUUCCAGCAAGGCAAUAAUCGGUACACUGGAGCUGCAGACUGGAUCUACAAGGGAGGUUACUUUGACAGGAGGUACUCUGACCUUCCAGACAUCUACUGAUUCGGUUGGGAAGACUGAAAGAGUCUUGUGAUUCAUCCUUUGCUCUCCUUCACCCAAUCCAUAUCAUCUCCUCUCCUUGAGCUCUUUUCAUUUUGUUCAUCGGAAUGUGAGAUUCAUGUGAACAGUUUUUGGACAAAGCCUCUCCACGAGUUCCACUCUUUACUAGAAUCUGAAAAUUUAGUGUGAAUGGAUUUAUUUAUUUUGAGAGGUAGGGAAUACCUUAAUUAUUCACUGUUUUCUUUUUCAUGUAUGUUAGGUUAUAAGUUAAACAUUCUGUGCAAACCUCAGUAUGUUUAGAAAUUGCUAGUUUAUGUACAGUAUGUGCUAACCUACCUUUCCAUGCGUCUCGCUAGUUACACUCAGGUGUUCAGUUUAUGGGUACAAGUGGUUAGUGAUGGCAUCACUGCGAUGCCAUCUGUGAUUUCUUUUUUUUUUUUGUCAUUGUUGAAAUGUGAGGCUGCUCAGAACCUAUUAGGAGAGCAUAAUUUUGUGUUUUUGUUCAAACUAAUGCUAUUUUAUCAUCUCUAUUAUUUGCUUUUUUCCUUAUCUCAGAAAUAUGACCUCUAUUUGUGGUAUGUAUGAUGUGCAGGAACUUCACAGUUAAAGAUUCUGCCUGAUUUUGAGUACCUGAGAAUGAAAAGGAGUUUAUUUUUAUUUUGUUUUUCGAAUUAUCCCACCUUUGUUCAGACAUUAUGGUUAUGUCUCACUGAUAAGGCUCUUGGGCCAUUUCUCACCAUCUCCGUUGGACAGGGGAGUUUUCUAAAACUAAUAUUCUCAUUCCUCACACGUUUAGAAAUGUUUUAGAUCUGUUUUGUUUUUGUUUGACAGACAAAAAUGAAAGCUGCUGAAAGGGUGUUUUUUAAUUGUUAAAAAGCUCUUAUAACAAAAAUCCUAUUACAUCCUAGCAUUGAUGUUUUGAGUGUUUAUGGUUGCCAAAGUGACUUUGCUCUUGUAGAAAUUAAAGCCAUAUAACUCGUCAGGAGUGCAAUGUUGAGUGAUACAAAUUAAAUGGAGGUGGGUGCUAAUCUUUCUUUUUAUUUCAGCACUUAAUGGCUCACGAAUGUCAAGGUGCUUCACCUUAGCCCACAUAUAUUCACGUGUACCAAAAAUGCUCAGAAUGUGCUUCAUUGUUCACAUGCUUUUUGCCAUACAGCAAAUUUCAUUCUGCAAGGACUAAUUUUUUUUCCAGACAUACAAAUCAUAGACGAGAUGACCUCAGAGGAUCAUGAAAGACACCACUGUCUUUUAUUUUGAAACUUUAAACAAUACUGUGAUUUUAACACACAAAUUUCAGAAGCUAUGCAAACAUUGAUGGGAAUGUCUGUCUAUGAAUUGUACAAUUUAAUGUGUCAAUAAGCUCCACUGUUUAUGUAAAAUACUUUGGUUGGCAUUAGUGCAAAGGUGUCAAGCAUGCUAGUACUUUUGCUGAUGGUUUUACACAGUAUUACUGGCUGUUUUGCACAACCUAAAAUUGGUUAGGUGGAGACACAGGUGUAUGUAACUGCAGUGAUUAAUAACACUGUUAUCUAAUUAUUAGAAAUGUUUAUCAUUCACACUUAAUGGGAGUUCAUCAUCUGUUGUGUAGCACAAGAAUAUUUGUCUUUAAUAUGUUUCAUGUAGUGCGUACAGUUCCAAAAGCCAAGCUUCGGGCCAUAGCAAAUAAUUAACUACAAUUUAUUUCCCUCUGUAUUGUAUACACUAUAUUGUGGCAUGUCUAAACAUAAAUUAUUUAAUCUCACUAUCAAUGCUUACUAGCAGUUAGAAAUAUCAGUAUAUUAUUCCACCAGCUGCUAACGUAAUGUCUUUUAAAGCCCUUGAAAUCAUGAGACAUUAAAAAAGGACUUAUCCCCAAUUGUCUCAUGAUUUUGUGCUGUCAGCUGUGCUUAUCAGCUAUUCCUGUAGCAAUCACAUCAAGUUAAUAUACAAGUAAACCUGGUCACAUUGAUUGCAACUAUGUAAAGCAAUCAUACACAGAAUUUUCAAGUCAUUCUGUCUGUGUUAUUAUUAAGCUGUUGAUAUUGGUCGUGACACUAAGGAUUAAUUGUUUCUGUUGUGAAACUCACUAUUUCACAGAUAGAAGCCCAAAUUAUACCGCUGUGGUGCUAUGACGGCUUUACAUAAUUGUACAUGAAGUAUUGUGACUUUAUACUAUAUUUGUAUAGAUCACGUGAAAUGCAUUUAAACUGUCUUAUGAAUCUGCUAAUUUGUAAACUUGCCAUAUUAAUGAUAUAUGUGAGACCUCACUAAGAAACUUCAGUUUGCUCUUUUGUGUCUGAAGGGAAUUGACAAGCAUCAGUUCGAGAUUUCUGACAAAACAUUUGGGAGAAGCUUCAGCUUCAGGCAUAUGUUUGAUGGUGGGAACGUUUGUGAAAUAUUACCUGUUUUUUUGCAUUAAUUUGACCUAAAAUGUGAACUGAUCUUUAUCAAAGUCAAUGUCAUGGAUAAAGAGGAUCUAA
Sinocyclocheilus anshuiensis is the source of this 4004-nucleotide messenger RNA. RefSeq names its product oxysterol-binding protein-related protein 2-like. Gene Ontology annotation, molecular function: cholesterol binding. NCBI's taxonomy places the organism in Eukaryota, Metazoa, Chordata, Actinopteri, Cypriniformes, Cyprinidae. Gene Ontology annotation, cellular component: cytosol; plasma membrane; perinuclear endoplasmic reticulum. The record is from RefSeq and is a predicted model, not a curated record. The transcript has 14 exons. The coding region runs from base 145 to 1548 and encodes 467 amino acids.